ACAUUUAAUAACCCAACUUUAACUCGGAAAAAGUUGGCAACUCGUGUGUGGCUAUCAUUUCUUGACAUUACUUUGACAUUUAACUGUCAGUGGAGAGAUUUUUGUAGCAGCGCUGUUAACAGUUGCGUCGAAAAGCCAAACAAAAAUGUCAGCUCUUUUGCGUUUUGUAAACCGUGCUGCUUUGCACCGCACAUUGGCCGUGAGGGGUAUCAAAACAUCACCAAAAAAAGAUGAAACAGCUGCCAUCGCUACCCCCGUAACCAAAGAAGAUUUUGCAAACCCCAAUCCCAAGAAUUGGGUAAGCUACGGUUUUGAUCACAAAGACGAAGCCAAUGACCGUAACUCAACAAAAGCUUCUUUCUUCUUUGCCGUAACAUUGUGUUUGGUGUGGGGUACAUUCUUCUGGGCCUACUUGCCCGAUACACAAAUGCGUGAUUGGGCUCAACGUGAAGCAUUUUUGGAGCUGAGACGCCGUGAAAAGGCCGGUUUGGAUUUGGUCAGCCCCAACUAUGUGGACCCAUCCACAAUUGUACUGCCUUCCGAUGAAGAAUUGGGUGACACCGAAAUCAUCAUCUAAACAAUUUUUGUGCUUUUCUUUUUAAAGAAUUAAAACUACUAUUAAGUGUAAUUGAUAAACAAAAACGUUAUGUAAUGAAUAAAUAGAAAAUUCGAACAACCCACUGAAGGGGGAAGCUGUUGAAAUAACGGAAAAAAAUUGUCGGAAAAGUGAA
Molecule: messenger RNA, 731 nt
Organism: Musca domestica (house fly)
Lineage: Eukaryota; Metazoa; Arthropoda; Insecta; Diptera; Muscidae
Product: NADH dehydrogenase [ubiquinone] 1 beta subcomplex subunit 11, mitochondrial-like
Exons: 2
Coding region: 146-577 (143 amino acids)
Source: RefSeq, a predicted model, not a curated record